AUGGCAUCCCAACCUGACAUGGUGCAAGCAAGUCCUGAACACUCCAAACUAUCAUUUGAUGUAUGGGAAGAGACACUACCAAGUGAGCCUGAUGACCCUUCCUCUGAAAAUGCAGACUCAAUUCCAGAGUUAGUGAAAAAAAGAAAAAAACCAAAUGUUCCCUUACUUCAGUGGAUACCAGAACACUCCUCAUACCUAGACGAGAUGAUACAUCUAGAGGGCCAUGGUGACGAAAUCCCUCAAGAAACAUGUAGUUGCAAGAGCAAAGAACCAUUACUUUACCACUGCCAGGAUUGCUUUGUAGUGGAAAUGGUGUGCCGUGCAUGUGUUCUUCAAUGGCAUGUGCAUAAUCCACUCCAUAGAGUUGAGACAUGCUAUAAUCCUGAACCUGCCACUAGUGAUGAUUUUGUUGUCAUAGACGUCCACAGUAUCCAUGAAAUUGGCCUUGACUUUGCGCUUAUUCAGGCUCAUUGGUUUCCAGCUACUACAUUGAAUCCUAAAACUGCCACCACAUUCACACUCAUGGAGUUCUUCCACCUCCUCACAUUUGAAUCAAAGGUAUCAGCAUACAAAUUUUACCACAGUAUCACUAGACGGACAGAUAACACCAGCACCACACCAAUUAGGAUGCUCAAGCGAGCAGGAAGAGACCAUGAUCCCAGUGGCAUGGAUGCAACUUCCACUGGUGAAUGUGCCGUACUCUGUCCAGCAUGCCCUCACCCCGGAAAGAAUUUACCUGAGGGCUGGGAGGAUGCAUCACAUGAUAUCAGAUGGAAGUAUGCUCUUUUCCUUGCCAUUGAUGCAAAUUUUCAGCUUAAGUGGAAACCUGUCUUGAGUGAUAAUGUUGAUCUGAGUCUCAAUGCCAGCUCAUGCUACUUUGUCAAAGAGACCGCUUACAAACAAUAUCUAAGCGACAUGUGUGUCAGUCAUAAUGCCAUGAACAUGGCUGACACAAAAUCAUCAAGGGGGCUUGCAGCCACGGGCGUUGGGACUGUGGACUGUGUGAGGCAUGAUAUGAAGCUUCCUAAUGGAGUUGGCAAUUUGCAAAAAGGUGAAAGAUAUCUCAAUAUGGACUAUCUGGUCUUUUCAGUGAUGGUCGGGUUUGCCGUAGUGGUAUUCAAUCUAUCAUAUGACAUCACCUGCCAGUGGCAUAAGAAACUAUGGCCUCGCAUGGCAUAA
This is a messenger RNA of Suillus subalutaceus, 1179 nucleotides long. RefSeq lists its product as uncharacterized. The transcript is spliced from 8 exons. The record is from RefSeq and is a predicted model, not a curated record. Lineage: Eukaryota; Fungi; Basidiomycota; Agaricomycetes; Boletales; Suillaceae. The coding region runs from base 1 to 1179 and encodes 392 amino acids.